AUGGCGGAGCUCUUGGUGGUGGGUUUGGCCAAGACGGUGGUGGAGGCGGCGCUGAGCAAGGUGAAGGUGGCGAUCGAAGAGGAGGCGAAACUGCGGGAGAGCGCGCGGGGAAAUAUGGUGCUCAUCACACUGGAGUUCGAGAUGAUCCACUCUUUCCUUGACGUCGCCACUGAGGAGCGCGUCAAGAACAAUCUGGUGAAGACCUGGGUGAGGCAGGUCCGUGAGCUCGCCUACGACCUCGAGGAUUGCAUCGAGUUUGUUGUUCAGCUCGACAACAAGUCCACCUGGUGUUUUCGAUUAUUCCCUUGCUGGCCUUCACCGCCACUGCCUCUGGACGUAGCUGUCGCAGAGAUCCAGCAGAUGAGAACCAGGGCUGAGGAGUUGAGCAGGAGUUACUUGCGCUACAGCCACAUCAUGGACACUGAUCCCAAGCUGUUCAAGCUGCAACAACAUGUGACGUCUGGCGAUGCUGCCGGCGCAGUAGCGCUCAACAUGCUCCUCAAGGCAAGGGAUGCCACGGAAAGGCAGCCAUGCUUUCGGGAUCUCGCGCAGUUGAUCACCAAGAAAGACGUCCAAGACCUUCAAGUUAUUUCCGUAUGGGAGACAGUCGAUGGCGACCUUGGUACAACAUCCAUCAUCAGCAAGGCGUACAAUGACCAAUCAUUCAUCCCAUACUUCACGUUCCGCGCGUGGGUGAAGCUCAUGCAUCCUUUCAAUCCCCGCGAGUUCAUCCGAAGCUUGGUGGCUCAGUUCUGCGCAAACUCUUGCAAAGAAUCAACCAUGGUAAGGAUGGAUGUAUUAACCAAGAUGGAGGGCACACAUGAAGAACUCGCCAAGGAGUUUGAGUAUCUAGUCAAAACUAAGAGAUACCUUAUCGUCUUGGAAGACCUGUCAAACAUGGUGGAGUGGCACGAUAUCAGGAUGUUUCUUCCUGACAUGAAGAAUGGCAGCUGCAUCAUCAUCUCCACACAGCGCUUCGAGAUAGCAAGCUUGUGCGUCGGACAUCCUUACCAGCUAACGGAACUGAAGCAGUUCUCGGAUGAGCACUCUGUCUGUGUCCUCUUCAAGGAGGGUUCUCAAGGCAACGGGCAUAGAGGUGUGGAACCAAUGGUGUCCGAAGUGAGCCGAAGCACCUCCUAUGAAAUACUCCCAUCUAAAAAGGAGGCAGCCUAUGACUGGAUGAAUAAUUCUCCACUUGUGGGACGUGAGCUAGAAAUGAAUGAUCUCCGUCAAUAUGUAACUAAGCCACUCCAAGGCCCUACAAAGGUUGUAUCUGUAUGGGGGAUGGCUGGCGUUGGGAAAUCAGCCCUUGUCCGAAACUUAUACCAUGACAAAAUGUAUGAACAUUUCAGUAGCUACAGUUGGGUGGAUGUAUCACAUCCCUUCAAUUUAAAUGACUUCUGUUGGAGCAUACUUUUUGAUACUCAUUCAGAAGAGGACCCCGUUGAAGAGUGUCGCAAGUUUCUAAACAAUCAGUGUCUCAUUGUUAUAGAUGAUCUCCGGACCAAGAGAGAAUGGGACAUGAUACAGGCAAACUUGUUAUCUCAACACUCUGUAAGUGUCAUCAUCGUCAUUACAUCAGAUGCAACAAUCGCCAGAUACUGUGCAUCCCAUGAAGAUCUUGCGUUUCAUGUCAAAAGUCUAGAACAUAAUGCUGCCAUUGAACUCUUCAAAGAGGUACAUCAGAAGAAUCAUUCAUCAUUUCUAGUGGAUCACAAAAAUGAGGACCUAAGAGAACUUGUUGUGAAGUGCGGGAGACUUCCCUAA
This is a messenger RNA of Triticum turgidum subsp. durum (durum wheat), 1767 nucleotides long. NCBI's taxonomy places the organism in Eukaryota, Viridiplantae, Streptophyta, Magnoliopsida, Poales, Poaceae. The record is from the annotation of a GenBank genome assembly.